Messenger RNA from Lepisosteus oculatus (spotted gar), 5530 nucleotides. RefSeq names its product complement component 4 (gene c4). Gene Ontology annotation, biological process: complement activation. The record is from RefSeq and is a predicted model, not a curated record. Gene Ontology annotation, molecular function: protein binding; endopeptidase inhibitor activity. Lineage: Eukaryota; Metazoa; Chordata; Actinopteri; Semionotiformes; Lepisosteidae. Gene Ontology annotation, cellular component: extracellular region.
GGGAGCCCUGAGACAACAAUUAUUGUGUCUUUAUUUCUGUAUUCACCCACAUCUUUGUGAAUACUUCUACAUUAUUUUCUAAUUGUUUAGUUACAAUCUCAGAAGAAGUGUGAUUUUUGCCCGGAUGAAUACGAGAAGAGGUGAACCAUAAAGGAAAAAUGGAGUUUUACCUAAUGCUGACUCUUGCCAUCCUGACAGCAGUUACUGAGCAAAGACCAUUGAUUCUGAUUACUGCUCCAAACAUUGUUCAUCUGGGUGUCGAGGAGACUGUGACAGUCCAACUUCAUGGAGCCACUCGAAGUGCUGAUGUUGAACUUUACUAUGAAGAUCAACAGGCUUAUAGAACACAGACAAUAUUGUCUAACAUAGUUUUUGUUUCACUCAAUGAAGAAAAUAAUUACCAGACAGUGGUAAAACUGAAGGUGGAGCCUACAAACUAUCGUAUCGCAAGAAGCAAACCUGGAGGUCAAAGGCCAUAUGUGACACUGGUGGCAAAGAGCCCAGAAAUUUUUCAAUCACCAAAAAAACUACAUAUCACUCUGUCAACCAAAAAGGGCUAUAUUUUUAUUCAGACUGAUAAACCAAUCUAUACUCCAAGUGAAAUAGUAAAUUACCGAAUUUUCACAUUGGACAACUACAUGGUGCCGUCAGAUGAAUCUGUCAAAAUAAAUAUAUUUAACUCUAAAGGAUUGAUGGUGUAUAAUGCUGUUAAGAAAACCAAUCAAAUUCUUAAGCAACACAUAACAAUUCCAGAUGUUGAACCGGCUGGCACCUGGAAGAUUGUUGCUUCAUUCACAGACUUUCCAAUGUCCAAUUCCUCAGCAGAAUUUGAAGUUAAGGAAUAUGUCCUUCCAUCAUUUGAAGUAAAGAUAGAGUUGUCUAAGCCCUAUAUUAUAAUGAAGGAGGUGUCCUUUCCUUUUAACAUCUCUGCAAGAUAUACUUACGGGAAAGGUGUCAAUGGCAUAGCCUAUGUAAGAUUUGGUGUUAUUGAUGAACAAGGAAACAGGGUAUUCCUCCCAGGCACUGAAAUACAGACCUCAAUCAAGGAUGGUCAAGGAUAUGUCUCUCUGCUCACUACAUCUCUGAAUGAAACUGCCAGGAACCGAAACAUAACAUACCUAGAAGGCUGUCGCCUUUAUAUUGCAGUGACUACUUUUGAAAGUGCUAGUGGAGAGUUGGAAGAAACUGAAAGCAGCAUUGUGAAGAUUGUAACUACACCUUAUUCGGUUGACCUGUCAAAAACCAAGCUGUAUUUUGUGCCUGGGGGGGCCUUUUCUGUCUUGGCUACUACAACAUAUCCGGAUGGCACUCCAGUCCCAAACUUGAAAAUGAAGGCUGUUGUUCAUCUGUCAGGUGGCAAUGAGAGAGAAAUGAUUUUGGAUAAGAGUGGAAACAAAGAUGGUGAAGUUGUGUUUACCUUCCAGGUGCCUGAAAAGGCAACAUCUCUUGAUGUAAAGGUUAUUGCUGAAGGGGAAUCUGGUGACAUCAGUGAUGGACAUAUUACAGCUGCUGCUUUCCAGUCUCAAUCAAAGAGUUACCUGAGCAUUGAGGUGCAACACAUCCUCCUGGGUCCUAAUGAGGAUAUGACAGUGACUUUCAGAGACAUAAAGCCCCCUGGCACUGCAAACCCUAUUUACAUCUACUAUCUGAUGGUGAGCAAAGGCAUGGUGAUUCAAGCAAGUAGAGUACGACGGACGAGCCUCACAAGGAUCAGUCUGCCCUUCAGCUAUGACAUGGUUCCUGCUUUCCGCUUGAUCGCCUAUUACUUCACAGAACAUCAGGGAGAGGCAGAAAUGAUUGCUGACUCCGUCUGGGUUGAUGUCAAAGAUGUGUGCAAAGGAAAGAUACAAGUCACUACAUCCAGGGAGAACUACAAACCUAGGGAAUUGCUGGACAUUACAAUCAAAACAGACCAAGCAGAAAAGGUGGCAUUAUCUGCUGUGGACACUGCAGUUUACAUUCUCAACAAGCUGAACAAACUCACACCUACCAAGGUGUUCAGCUAUAUGAACUCCUAUGAUCUUGGCUGUUCAGUUGGAGGGGGUGAAGACACUAUAAACGUUUUCCGUGAUGCUGGUCUGACAUUCUUAACUAAUUUUAAAAUGGCAGCUAAAAUAAGAAUUGAUCACAUGUGUAAGAAUGGGAAGGUGCGGCCUAAACGAGCAUACAAUUACAACAGAGAAUUUUCCGCCAUAGUGAACCAAUACAGUGAUGCUGCACUAAAGAAAUGCUGCAAUGAUGGAGCGAAGUUGAGCCUAAUGAAACACUCCUGUGAAAAAAGAGUCACAAAGACAAGGCACAAGUCAUCUGAGUGCCAGAGAGUUUUUCUUGAUUGCUGCAAGAAGGCCAAUGACCUAAGGGAAUAUAUCAAGAAAACUGGGAGGGGAAAAAUGGGACUAGCAAGAAUUGAAGGCAGUGAAGAGGAAAAUGUAAUUGAUGAAACGUCUGUUCAUCUUCGGAGUUACUUCCCUCAAACUUGGCUUUGGAAAAUAUUUGACGUACCAAAAUCUGGACUUUUCCAUCACCAAGUCAACUUGCCAGAUUCAAUAACGAGCUGGGAACUUCAGACAAUAGGAAUCUCUAAAAGAAAAGGGUUCUGUGUAGCUGAACCUACACAAUUCACAGUCUUCCAGGACUUUUUUGUAUCUCUAAAAUUGCCUUACUCGGUUAAGAGAAAUGAGCAACUGGAGGUCAAAGCUGUAGUAUAUAACUACCAGCCUGAAUCACGAGAGGUCACAGUUACAAUGAAAACUGUGAAGGAGAUUUGCAGUGCAGGGAAUGUGGAUGGGAAGCAGGUGAUCACUGUUCCCGGAAAUUCAGCUGUGCCUGUGUAUUUUGCUGUGGUUCCCCUGGAAGUUCUGGAGAUUCCCAUUCACGUGGUGGCGUACUCCUCCAGCAAUGUUUCAGAUGCGAUAAAAAAGACACUCAAAGUCUUGGGCGAAGGUGUGCUCUUAUCAGAACAAGCAGAAUACAACAUCAAUGCUACAGAUGGCAAAAAAUUGGAAAUUGACAUUCCAAGCCUUGACAAUUCUAUUCCUGGGAUAGAGUCAGAAGCAUUUGUUAGUAUUAAAGGCGGUGUUAUGGGAGAAUCUGUGGAAAACUGCCUCAACUUGGAAGGAGUUGAUAAGCUCAUUCAGCUUCCAAAAGGCUGUGCGGAGCAAACCAUGGUGACAAUGUCUCCAGCAAUACACGCCAUGAGGUAUCUCGAUGCCACCGAGCAGUGGAUAUACCUGAAAGCCGAGCGCAAAGACGAAGCCAUUGAAAUGAUUCAGAAUGGCUACAAUAGAAUACUCACCUUCAAAAAAGACGAUGGAUCAUAUGGGGCAUUUUCUUGGACUCCUAGUAGUGUGUGGUUGACAGCCUUCAUUGCAAAGGAGCUCACCAGAACCAGACGCUAUAUAGACAUUGAAAAUGAAUAUAUUCGUCAGUCGGUUUUUUAUCUCAUAUCCCAACAACUUGAGAGUGGCGCUUUCCAUGACCAACACCCAGUUUAUGACAGGACCAUGCAGGGUGGAGUUGGGGUAUUUGAAGGAGAUCUUUCAUUGACUUCCUUCGUGAUAAUUGCAAUGCAUCACUCCACAGAAGUCCUCCAGCAGCCCAACAUUACAGAAGUGACACAUUCAAUAAAUAAGGCUGUGCAGUAUUUGGAGCAGAAACUGGAUUCUAUUCAACGGCCUUUCACUAUCGCUAUUACAGCAUAUGCUUUGUCUCUAACUAAACUCAGGAGUGCUGCUGCCACUAAAGCACAACAGAAGCUGAGAGAUCUUGCAAAAUGUGAUGAAGAAAAGAAAAUCUGCCAUUGGGAAGGGAAUGGUAAUUUACAACUAAAACAAAAGGAACAAAAAUCAAAGGACCCUCAGGCAGACUCAAUAUCUGUGGAGACUACCGCCUAUGCCCUACUCCAGACAUUACUGGUAGAAGACAGAACAUAUGCAACAUCGGUGGCUAAGUGGCUUACAGAACAGCGCAGAUUUGGAGGGGGAUUUCGUUCCACACAGGACACGGUUGUGGCUUUAGAGGCUUUAGCAGAGUACAGUAUUAUGAACCUGGAUUUGCAAGAUUUCAGCCUGACUGUGGAACUCUGUCACGGGAAAGGCAAAAAGGACACCGUCUCCCUCACUAAAAUAAAUGCCUUAACUGAGCCAACACACAAGGUCAGACCAGGAUCAAAGCUUGUUGUCAAUGUUGCUGGAAAAGGAAGUGGAACUUUGACACUUGUACAGAUAUAUAGGACUAUGAAGGUGACAGACUCUGCAUGUGAUUAUUUUCAUUUACAUGUAAGCUUACAAGGAGAAGUUCAGUACAACUACAAUGAUUAUGGGGACAACCUGGAUGAUUAUUAUAACUAUGACAGCAUCCCUUCAGCAGAUGAGCCCAUGAGCAGGAUUGAGUGGUUUGAUCUGCACACAAGGAGACAAAGACGUGAAAUUGACACCAAGGAGAAGGAGAGCUCUGUCUUGUACACUGUGUGUGUGAACACAAUUGGGAGGAAUUCUUCAGGAAUGGUGAUUGUAGACAUCUCACUUCUGAGUGGAUUGGAACCAAAAACACAGGAUCUAGAAGAUCUGGUGAAAUCUACAGACAAAUACCUUGACCAUUAUGAUCUGGAUAAAGGAAAACUGUUUCUCUACUUUAAUGAGAUAACAGACACACAAGAAUGUGUGACAUUUGCAGCAAAACAGAUUGCUCCGGUUGGCUUGGUGCAGCCUGCUAAUGCAGUCAUCUAUGAUUAUUAUAACCCUGGUAGGAGAUGCAAUGUGUUUUACAGUGCACCCAGGCAAAGCCCUAUGGUCUCUAAGCUGUGCAGUAAAGAUGUAUGUGUCUGUGCAGAAGGACGCUGCCCCAAAAUUAAAUCAACCUUCAGUAAGAACAUGAAUGAAGAUACUCGCCGAAGUUUUGCAUGCUACAAACCAAUUGUAGAUUAUGUUUAUGUGGUGACUGUCCUUAACACAACCCAUGAUGGUGUCUUUGAGUAUUUUGCUGUCAAGAUUACCAAACCCCUAAGAAUCAGUAAAGAUGAAGCCAUACAAACCGGUCACCUCUUUCGCAACCUGGUCAAGCGACAUUCUUGUGAAUUUUCAAUGAAAGUAGGCAAGGGAUAUCUGGUGAUGGGUAAAGACGGAGAAACCACAGACACUACUGAUACCAAUGGAAAUAUCCAAUAUUUCCUUAAUCAUGAAACAUGGGUUGAAGAAAUUCCGGAAGAAGGAAAAUGCAAGGCAAGCAAAAGCCGAAAAGCUUGCAGUUUACUCCAUGAUUUCAUGCAGGAGUAUGAAAUAAACCAAUGCAGGUUUUAAAUGAAAGCAUUGAUUUUCAGCUCUAAACAUAUCACAUUACACUACUAAAAGGUAAUGUAUAGAAUGUCACUGUUAGACAAAACGUACAAACUAUUAAAACACUACACCUUUCCUUUAAAUCAUACUCAAAUGCUUCCUAAAGUACUUGUGCAUGUGACAAUAAACUGAAGUAAAGUAUGAUUACAAUAAAGUACAAGAAACAGUUUAUCAUAUUAAAGUUUCUGAGCAUCUUG